Messenger RNA from Pteronotus mesoamericanus, 1015 nucleotides. RefSeq names its product spermatogenesis associated serine rich 1 (gene SPATS1). Bases 122 to 1015 code for a protein of 297 amino acids. Lineage: Eukaryota; Metazoa; Chordata; Mammalia; Chiroptera; Mormoopidae. The transcript is spliced from 9 exons. The record is from RefSeq and is a predicted model, not a curated record.
CUCGAGAGGAGCUGGCAGGACCGCGUCCCUCUCGCCUUUGGCUCUCGGUUCCAUCCCCAGACCUGAGGCAGUUGGGCUGCCAGUUGGUUACUUUUAAUAUUUAAAGGCAACCUGUGCUUAGAUGAAUCUAUACACAAGAAACGGUCCACGGGGCUGUCAUCUCGCUUCUGUGUCCAGAGCGACCUGCAACGAAGACCUGGAGAAGGUUCAAGAGAAAGUAGACUCUGGCAUGCCCGUGGUGGAGAAGACACACAGUACUAAACACAACGGUUUUUUGGAAUCUAAGGGAUGCUUUGCCAAUACAACAUCCUCUGGCCAAAGGGUCAGCCCUUCAUACCCUGCUGUAACAGGUGGAAAUGCCAGUAAGCCUCCAGGCCCCUGCAGAGGGUCUGCUCACCCAGACCCUGCUGCAGAUUUGGAUCUGAAAUCCUCCUCCUCACAUUCUGGUCACUCCUCUGAAACCUUAUUGCCUGGAGUCCAAAAGGAUAAAUAUCUCGAGUUUAGCUUGCUAAGGUCACAGACAGAAGAUGGGCAGCGUCCUGAGUGGACCUUUUACCCAAGGUUUAGCAACAGUAUCCACACCUACCACAUUGGAAAGCAGUGCUUCUUUAACGGGGUCUUCCUCGGCAACAAGAGGUCUCUAGCGGAGAGGACGGUGGACAAGUGCCUUGGGAGGAAGAAAUAUGAUAUUGAUCCCAGGAAUGGAAUCCCAAAGUUAACCCCAGGAGAUAAUCUAUAUAUGUACCCAGAACAGAGUAAAGACUUCCACAAAGUAGGGUCAACUCUCCCACCAGUGAAUUUUUCAUUAGUGCCGUAUGAAAAGAAAUUUGAUACAUUUAUUCCACUUGAGCCUCUUCCACAAAUUCCCAACUUGCCUUUCUGGGUAAAGGAGAAGGCCAACAUGCUGAAGAAUGAGAUUAGAGAAGUUGAGGAACUUGACAAUUGGCAGCCAGCGAUCCCUUUGAUACACAGUUUAUUCUCUGCUGGUGCUUUGGACUUUCCUAGACAAUCCUGA